Daphnia pulex (common water flea) is the source of this 9714-nucleotide messenger RNA. RefSeq names its product tetratricopeptide repeat protein 28-like. Lineage: Eukaryota; Metazoa; Arthropoda; Branchiopoda; Diplostraca; Daphniidae. The transcript is spliced from 9 exons. Gene Ontology annotation, molecular function: protein binding. Bases 935 to 9154 code for a protein of 2739 amino acids. The record is from RefSeq and is a predicted model, not a curated record.
CUUUUGGAUGUUUUGGCUUGGCUCCCCCCGAAAAAGGUUUUUCCAGCUACGCCAUUUGCUGCUGCACAGCCCAGCAGUCGUGCUUCUCCCAGAGGCGAAACUCUUGUGUGUGUCUAUUCCUUCUUCAUCCUUACCUUCUUCUUCUUCUUUUCCUUCAUUCCUUUACCUUUCGUCUUCAUCUUUGAACCAAGAUGGCGGAGCGUAUAUCUACCUGGCCAAGGCCAUCCACAGAGUCUCUCUCUGCAACCAACCAGGUAAAGAGAGAGAGAGGGGAGAGAGUCGAGGGCCCAGGAGCUUUGACUAUGCCAGUCAGUCGAAAUCCAGCCGCGUCCAUGUCCAGCAGCUGCCGUCAUUCGUUCUGACAUUCUAAAGAAGAAGAAGAAAAUAUUCUAUUCAACACGGACGUGUCUGUGUACAUUUCAUCCCUGGGCUGCUGCUGUUGAUUUUUUUAAAAGUUUCGGUUGUGUGUGUUGGUGUUGGUGGUGGUCGUUUGUUUUCCUCCCGUCACCAGUGUGCCCAGUGCGUGCGUGAUAGCACUUGAGGGGGCCACUUGGCACGUUGAAAAUUUGGUAUUCGGUUAACCGAAUGACUCUAGCAGCCGACCACUCGGUUUAGGACGUGCUGUCCGUCGACAAAAUUUCGUCGUUAUUAUUUUCUUCCAGCUGUUGGCCAGCAGCAGCAACAGCAGCAGCAGCUUCGUUAUGUCGCUGCAUUCUCCCCCCUGCGUCUGCGUGAUUGUCAACUAACACUUUUGAUUGGCUUCCAAGUUUUGUUCGGUGGUUUUGUUUUUAUUUUCUUUCUGGAAGGAAAUUCUUCCAUCCUGAGUGUCUUCUGUGCCUGUGCUGUGUGCCUGUGUGUGUAGUGCUGCUGCCAUUUUAGCUGGAGCUGACAUCAUCUUACCUUAUUCUUCACAGCCCCCGACCUACCUGUUGUCAUGUCGCUGCGUGAUUCUUCCGAGGUGGAGGUGGAUGCGGACUCUGAGCUGUCGGCGGCCAGCAAGGCUAGCUUCCUGGACAAGGUGCGCCAAUCGAAUCAGGCCUGCCAGAGCGGCGACUUUGAGACGGCCGUCGGACUCUACGGCGAGGCCAUCGCUCUCGAUCCUUGCAAUCACAUCCUCUUCUCCAACCGGUCGGCGGCUCUCGUCAAACUCGGACACUUUGCCCGCGCCCUCCAGGACGCCUCGCGAGCCGUCGAACUCAACGCCAAAUGGCCCAAAGGUUAUUACCGUCAAGGAGUGGCCCUUCAAUGUCUGGGCCGGCAUUCCGAUGCUUUGGCGGCCUUCAGCUCGGGACUGGCCCAGGAUCCGAAAUCCCUGCAGCUCUUGGCCGGCCUGGUGGAGGCGGCCAUGAAAUCGCCGCUGCGGUCCACCUUGGAACCCACCUACAGGCAACUGCAGGCCAUGCGGCUGGACAAGUCGCCGUUUGUCGUCAUCUCGGUGAUUGGCCAGGAAUUGCUGGCCGCCGGACACUACAAGGCCGCCGUCGUCGUCCUGGAAGCCGCACUCCGCAUCGGCACGUGUUCCCUCAAAUUGCGCGGGUCCGUCUUCUCCGCACUGUCGUCCGCCUACUGGGCACUUUCCAUGCUGGACCAGGCCAUCAGCUACAUGCAACAAGAUUUGUCUGUGGCAAAGUCACUGGGCGACACGGUGGGCGAGUGCCGGGCCCACGGCAACCUGGGAUCGGCCUAUUUCAGCAAAGGCAACUUCAAGGAGGCGCUGACGUCGCACCGCUACCAGCUCGUCCUGGCCAUGAAGUGCAAAGAUAACCAAGCGGCCGCUCUGGCCUUGACUAGUCUAGGUCACGUUUACACGGCCAUCGGCGACUACCCGAACGCCCUGGCCAGUCACAAGCAGUGCCUGCAGCUGGUCAAGCAGCUGGGCGAGCGAUUGCCCGAAGCCCGCGAGGUGGGCAACGUCGGGGCCGUCUACCUGGCCAUGGGCGACUUUGACGCGGCCGUCGAGUGUCACAUGGAACACUUGAGGAUAGCCAAGCAGCUGGGCAACCGGGUCGAGGAAGCUCGAGCCUAUUCCAACCUGGGCUCCUCCCACCACUUUCGGCGCAAUUUCGAGCGGGCCAUCACCUUCCACAAUCACGUCCUCCACAUCGCCCAGGAGCUCAACGACCGCAACAUCGAGGCCAGGGCCUACGCCGGACUGGGCCACGCGGCCCGCUGCAUGUCCGACUACGGUCAAGCCAAGCGAUGGCACGAGCGACAGCUGGACAUGGCCCUGGCCACUCGCGACAAGGUGGCGGAAGGACGGGCCUGCUCCAACCUGGGCAUCGUCUACCAGCUCCUGGGCGAUCACGACGCGGCCCUCAAACUGCACCAGGCCCAUUUGAACAUUGCCCGGGUGCUGCAGGAUCGGGCCGGAAUGGGGCGGGCCUACGGCAACAUUGGCAACGCCUACAGCGCCAUGGGCUACUACGAGCAGGCCAUCAAGUACCACAAACAGGAGCUGACCAUCUCCAAGGAGGUGAACGACAGGAGCUCCGAGGCCUCGACGCACGGCAACCUGGCCGUGGCCUACCAGGCCCUCCACAUGCACGACAUGGCCAUCCUGCACUACCACAGCCAUUUGAACAUUGCCCGCGAGCUCAAAGACACGGCCGGCGAGGCCUGCGCCCUCCUCAACCUGGGCAACUGCCACAGCUCGCGGGCGGAAUUCGGCGCCGCCGUCACUUUUUACGAGCAGUACCUGAUGCUCUCGCAGGAGCUCCAGGACGUGGAGGGAGAGGCCAAAGCCUGUCACUUUCUCGGCUACGCCCACUACUGCCUGGGCAACUUUAAGGAGGCCAUCCGCUACUACGACCAGGAUCUGGCCCUGGCCAAGGACUUGCAGGACAAGAUGAACAUGGGACGGGCCUACUGCAACCUGGGUCUCUCCCACCUGGCCCUGGGCAACAUGGAAACGGCCCUCGAGUGCCAGCGCUACUUCCUCACCAUCACGCACAUCACCAAGCACGCCGUGGGCAAGUUCCGCGCCCUGGGCAACAUUGGCGACCUGAUGCUGAAGAUGAACCAGGCCGAGGAGGCCGUCAACAUCUACCAGAAGCAGCUGCAGCUGGCCAAGCAGAUGCGCGAGAAGGGCAUGGAAGCGUCGUCGUACGCGGCCCUGGCCGUCGCCCACCGGCACAUGGGCUACCAGGACAAGGCGCUCGGAUGCUACACGCAGGAGCUGACGCUCAGGCAGGAAACGGGCGACGUCCGCGGCGAGUGCCGGGCUCACGGCCACUUGGCCAGCGUCCACAUGGCCCUGGGCAACUACACGCACGCCAUCAAGUGCUACGAGGAGCAACUGGAUCGGGCCAAGGAGCUCAGGGACUCUACGAUGGAAGCCCAGGCUCACGGUAACCUGGGAAUCGCCCGGCUCAACAUGGGUCAUUACGAGGAAGCCAUCGGCUAUUUCGAACAGCAAUUGGCCACAUUGGCGCAGCUGUCGACUGCCACCGCCAUGCUGGACAAGGGCAGGGCGUUCGGCAACCUGGGCGACUGUUACGACGCCCUGGGCGAUUACGACGAGGCCAUCAAGUGCCACGAACAGUGUCUGGCCAUCGCUCUCAAGACCAAGAGCCUUCGUGACCAAGAGCACGCCUACCGGGGCCUGGGCCAGUCACACCGCUGCCUGGGCAAUCUCCAGCAGGCUCUGGUCUGCUUCGAGAAGCGCCUGGUGGUGGCCCACGAGCUGGGCAACACGGCGGCCAAAGCCCAGGCCUACGGAGAGCUCGGCCAGCUGCACAGCGUCCUGGGAAACUUUGAGCAGGCCGUCUCUUGCCUGGAACACCAGAUUUCUAUCGCCCGCAAACUGAGCGACCGGCAAGUGGAGGCCGAAGCGGCCAGCGGCCUGGGCUGCGUCUACCAGCAGAUGGGCGAGCACACCAAAGCGCUGCAGUACCACCAACUCGAUCUUCGGCUGGCCGAAGAGACGGGCUCGUCGGGCGGACAGUGCCGGGCCUACGGCAACCUGGGAGCCACCCAGGAAUCGCUGGGCCGGCUGGACGAAGCCGUCCACUGUCAGGAGCAGCACUUGAGCAUGGCGGCUCAGAUCAACGACAAGGUGGCCAAAACCAAAGCCUUUGCCAGUUUGGGCCGGCUUCACCACGGGUUGGGGAAUCCCAGCCAGGCCGUUGCGUACCUCCAGCAGGGCCUGCAGAUCUCGGAGGCCCUGAGUCUGCGCGAGGAAGAAGCCCGGAUCCGUCACCGGUUGGGACUGGCCCUUUGGGGCUCGGGUGAUCUGGACGGCACCCAGGUGCACAUGGAACGAGCAGCCGGACUCCUAGAGGCCGUCAGGCGGGAAGCCCGGGGUAGUGCCGACUACCGGCUCUCACUCUUCGACCUGCAGACGGCCUGCUAUCAAAUCCUGCAGCGAGUCCUGGUCGAUCUGGGCCGCUCUAGCGAGGCCUUGCUUGUCGCCGAGCGCGGACGGACCCGGGCCUUUGUCGACCUGCUCCUGGAGCGCCAGGGGGCGGCCACCAGCGACGCUGAAACACGUGGCAGUCACGGCCGCGUGGCCCUUUUCGACGACUCUCUGCCCACCAGCGUCGAGCAAAUUAUGGAAAUCGUCAACAAGCAGAAAGCGUCCGUCCUCUACUACAGUCUGGCGGCCGGCUACCUCUACUGCUGGCUCAUCGUUCCCACCAAAGGUGUGGUGGCCUUCCAUCAAGCGGCCAUCAAUCCGGACGGAGGAGUCAACGGCAACGGAAGAAGCGGAGAGUCGAGUUCCGAUUCCGGCAGCGCCCGAGUGGCGUCGCCGGACGAUGAGAACCAAGUGCAGAAAGGCGAGGGCAAUUUGCUGGACCAGUACAUCCAGGGCAUUCGCGAGGCCCUGGGAGUCGAGUGGCAAUCGACGGGCAACGGCGGCGGCGGUGGGCGGGAGGACAACAACGGCGACUUGGAGGAUCUCUGGUCGCAGCAUUUGGGCGAGCUGGGCGACAAAUUGAAUCAGGAAGGAGAUCGUUCCGGCUUUUUGCGGAUGGUCAACCGCUCGCACGCCUUCAACAGCAGCAACUACAGUUUGUCCAGCUUGUUCAGCCUGGGCAGCGUGUCCAUCAACAGCGGGCAGAGUCAGCUGUCGUCCGUCUCCAGGCCGGGCAGUUUGCGCCACUCGCGGCGAAGCCUUUGGCAAGGGCCGGCCUGUCUCCGCUCCCUCUACGAUCUGCUCCUGGCGCCCGUCGAGGAUCGGCUGACCCAGUACGGGCAGUCGCCGCUCUCGGCCAGCUCUACCUCGCGGGAAUUGGUCCUGGUGCUGGACGGCGACCUCUACCUGGUCCCGUUCGCCCUCCUCAAACCGCAGAGCAGCAACGACUACCUGUGCGAGCGGUUCAGUCUCAUCGUCAGUCCGUCUCUGACGUCGCUGCGAACCGGGCAGAAGAGCGCCAGUCGCAGCAACAAGCUCCUGCAGAUGCACCAGGCCCGUUCGCUGACGAGUCCGCUGACGGCCGUUUCGCUCUCGACCUACUCGUCGGCCAUGGGCGGCGGCGUCGAGUCGCUGGAACAGCAGCCGGCCACUUCGGCCCUGGUUAUCGGCAACCCCAAGAUGAGCCAGUCGGUGGUGGAGCAGUGGGGCUGGACGGACAUUCCCUACGCCGAGCAGGAGGCUCUCGUCGUGGCCGAAAUGUUGCAGACGCCUUCGCUGCUGGCCGGAGCGGCGGCCACCAAGGACGCCGUCCUCCGUCACUUGUCGCAAGUCGAGUGCAUCCACUUUGCCACUCACGUCUCGUGGAAAAUGUCGGCCAUCGUUUUGGCGCCGUCGAUGGUGGACGGACUGGCCGCCAGCGACGGCGACGGGGCCAGCACGACGGGCAGCACUCGCCCGUCUCUCCACCAGCAAGACAACGACGACAUCAAAUCGGUGGCGUCGGGAGUGGCUCCGUCUUCGUCGGCCGCGACGGCCGACUUGCCGGCCUUGUCGGAAUUCCUCCUGACGGCCGCCGACAUCCUCAACCUGCGUCUCUGCGCCCGUCUGGUGGUGGUCAGUUCUGUCCACACUCGAGACCAUCACGGCGUGGCCCAUUCGGACGGAGUCGUCGGCUUGACUCGGGCCUUGCUGGCCGCCGGUGCCCAAUCAGUUCUGGUUUCUCUAUGGCCCGUCCCGGACACGGCCGUCAAGAUUUUCAUGAGAACUUUUUACUCUUCCCUCUUGCAGGGAGCGAGGGCUAGCCGGGCGUUGUCGGAAGCCCAGCAGACUGUCCAGCACACGAAACACUUUGCCCACCCGGCCAAUUGGGCCGGCUUCGUCUUGGUGGGAGCUGACGUGAGGCUGUCGAACAAAGUGGCUCUGAUGGGCCAAGCGCUGACGGAACUGCUCAAGACGCCGGACAAGUGCCGGGACGCUUUGCGGGUAACUCUGCACUUGGUUGAAAAGUCGCUGCAGCGGAUCCACCGCGGCUAUCGCAACGCCAUGUACACGACCCAGCGCAGCAUUGAGAACAAGGUCGGCCCAGUCGGCGGCUGGAAGGAGCUGCUCAUCUCGGUCGGGUUCCGAUUCGAGCCGGCCGCCAACAACAUUCCGGCCUCCGUCUUUUUCCCGCAGAGCGAUCCCGGCGAGCGACUGACUCAGUGCUCGGCCAGCCUCCAGGCUCUGCUGGGAUUGACCACGCCUUCCCUGCUGGCCAUCUCCAAAUUGCUGGCUAGCUCGGAGGCUUCGACCGACGACAUCACGGCCGUUCUGCGCAACGCCACCGUCCAGCUGGGACUGCGAGACCUCGAGAGCGAAAGCGUCGACAUUCCCGUUCCGGUCAAAUUGUGGCGCCUGCCGGGCUGUCACGAAUUGUUGGCCUCGCUCGGCUUCGAUCUGAUGGAGGUCGGACGCAACGAGGUGACGCUCAGGACGGGCAAGCUGGCCAACAAACGCAACAUCCAGUUCGCCCUUCAGGCCCUGCUGGCCCUCUUUGAAACUUUAGAUUCGCCCACCAGUUUAUCGCUGGAAUCGUCGAGUUCCGUCGAGAGUCUGACAUCCGACGAGGAAGAAGAGGAGCAAGAACAGGACGGAGUGGCCGGCAAUCAGCGCAACGUCGUCUCGAAUCGAUCGGGUCGAUCGGCUCCGUCGAUCGUUGGCGGCGGCGGCGGAGGAGGAUCUGGCAACGCCAGCGGAGCCGGCCGAGUCGCAACGGGCAGCCAUCAAACCUAUUCCAGUUUGGUGUCUCGCCGGAUGCCGCUGUCGGCCAGCGUCAAAUCGGCUUUCAGCAGCUACGUCCGCAGCGGCUGCCGGGGCGAACCUGACGGGCGGACGGCCGUCGGAGGCGAUUCCCGCGGCCGGGAAAGUGACGCCGCUUUUACUCCCAGUCCCGUCGAUCCUGUACAUCGCACAAGCAUGGGUCAUAGGGGAGGACAAGGCGGAAUCGCUGGUCUGUUGGCCGGCAUGUCGAGCAGCGCUGGCAGUGAUCGAGGAGUUCCGGUGCCCAGUCUGCGCAUGUCGCUGACGUUGGCCCACCAGUCGAAAAUCCGUUCCAUGUACUGCUCGCGCCAGAGUUUGGCGUCGCAGGAGAACAGUUCGCCGGCCAGCGAGAUGGGCACUCCAUCCAUGAUGAUGCCGAGCAACAACCCGUCGCGCCCCGAUUCCUCGUCCAGCACCACCAGCUCGGCCGACUGGGAGAGCGGCCUGUCGACCGUUCGCCGCCAGCCGCCCAUUUCCACCUCGCUGGGCAAAGCUCCGUCGUCCAACAAUCCGCGCAAAGUCGAAGACAUUAGCGCCUUCAACGAGUCUCGGCUGAGACUGGACGCCAAAAGUUUCGGCCUCCACAGCAACAACAACCACAACAACAACAACAACACGAUGGCCGACGCCCGAUCGCGAUCCCGUUUCAAGCCGCCCGGCGGAUUUGCUGCCGGACUCAAACGACAAAUGGCCCUUCACCAAUCGGUGGCCGACGACGGCGAGAAUUCCGGCGGCAAGACGGGAUCGGCCCGGUCUGGCUCGCUGGACACGCUCGACCGUUUGAGCGUCCGCAGCGAAGUGGCCAAAGCUCCGUCGGCAUUCCCGGUGAGCGGGCCGGCCAUGCAGCAGCGCCGCCGGCAUCGGUCGGUGGAGCGACAGCUGGACGACGACACGGACUCGGUCGCAUGCGACGCUGGCGACGCCGCCCCCGAACGUGAUGUUGUGGCCCAGCAGGUGAACGAGCGUUUUUCGGCCGCCGUCUUCCAUCACUCGAAGCCGGGCAAAUUGGUGAUGGCCAAAGCGGCCGCUGCGGCCACGACGAGGACCCUGCACAAGAGCGGCGCCACUCGCCCGUCUGUGAUGAUGAGCCAGCGACCGGUCGAUCACAAUUGCCCGUCGGAUCACGAAAUGGACGCCUCGAGCGUCAUUUACUCGCUGCGGCCCGGCGAGUCUGAACUGUCCAGUGGCGUCCAGCUGUCGCACAACGCCGGGUCGCGCAGCAUCCAGGACCACAUCAUCGCGACGCAAAUGAAUCGACUCAACCGCGAAAUGCCCAUCUCGGACGUCUACCACGAGCGCAACAUGGGACUGGGUCUGGCCCCGCCCCUCUCGGAGCUGCUGGUCAACACCGGCGGCGGCGGCCCCAACGGCCCCAACUCGGCGGUGGCCGCCGCCGCCACGGGGUCCGGCCUCAGCGUCGCCUCAUCCGAGGACGUUUUCAAUUCCUUCGAUCAAAUUUCGCUGGCCGACACGGUGACGGAACUGAGCAGCGACAAAGCCUCUGAUCCGGCCGCCGCCGCUUCCAAUCUGAAGAAUCUGGGCUACGCCAAACGACCGCCUCCCCGGCCGGCCAAAUUGCCUCAGCCGUUUGGCUCGUCGUGGGGCCCGUCGAGCGGGGCUUUCCACGCGACGGGACCGCGGCAGCAGCAGCACCAGCGCAUCAGCGUGUUCGACACGUCGUCGCCCGAAGCGGAAAUCUCGACCUCAUCGUCGGCCAGCACCAUGACUUUGCGUCACGGCAUUUUGGACAUGACGAGACGCGACGAAGCCGACGGCCGCUCCAUGACCGACUCCAACUACAGCGGCUACUCGCCGCACCGCAACCUCAAGCUGUCGACGGCCAUGCCCAUGCACCAGCAGCUGCAGCACUCGUCGGGCGGCGGCCGGCUGGCGGCCGAUUCGUCGUCGUCGGCCAUCAACAAGGAGAAUAAAAGUCACACGAUUCACGCGGUGGCCAUCAUCGAGUCGUCGUGCGACGCCAGAGCCAACGACGUGGCUUGAGAAAAUUCAACAACAACAGUUGAUUGGUUGAUUGAUAGACACGACUCACUCGACCAAAUGAAAAAGAAUUUAGAAUCAAAGCUGGUGCCUUAUUUUGCCAAAUCAAUUCCAAUUGUCAUUUGUAAUUUUGUUUUUUUUUCCGCCCCGAAUCGUCUUUUUAAAAUGUUGUAGAAGAUUUGAAGGUGUACAUAGAGUUCCGUUGUUAACUCAUUCAAUUGCUGCCGACAAGUGUGAUGGGCGAGGGUAUGUGGUAAUUAUCAUCGAACAUGUUCGAGAAUUCUGGGGAAAAUAACAGAUAAUUUAUUCUCUUUUGGGUGGGACCCUCGUGUGAAAUAUGAUGCACCUUCGUCUGCUUGCGAGUUGUUUGUUGGCCAUUGUAUUUGAUUUUGCUAAACUGUUUGCUGUGUGCGAUUUCUAAUGAGCGCUCUCGAUAUUAUCCUGUUCCCCGUUUUAUAUGUGAAUUGUCUUUUGAGUUACUACAUCAAAGUAUUUGUAUGUUUUAUUGAAUUUGGAAUGUAGAACAAAUGCCUUGCUAUAAUAGAAGACUUGUUUUUAUUUAA